UAUGUCCGGCUUUUACUAACCUCCCACCACUCUCACUCCUGUGCAAGUUCCAACAAUGGCGAUUCAAAAAGGCGAUAUUAAGCUUUAAAAUCUGAACAAAUAACCUACAGAAUACUCUUCCAACUAUCUGUUUCUCGAUAUACAGCUUGAAAGAUGGGAAGAUCCGGCGGAUAUUGCUUCAAAAUCAUUGCAUGUGGCAGCAACUCUGAAUCUGUUGAUAGAGAUGAUCUCGAUGCUUCUGUUGAGAACCUAUGAAUGCCUUGCUUGAACCACACACACAUAUAUACACACAAGAACAAAGGUUCUGAUAAAAGAGGAUGGAGUUUCCGUAAAAGAUCAGCUGGACAUCGAGUGCUAAGCAACAAUGUUAUAACCGAAAUAUCUUCUUCUGUGAACAAGAGCUCAGAACCUGUUAUUAUCAACUCCGAAGCACCUAUCAGUUCUGUUUCUGAGAAAACUUCUGCAAAUCAAUUGACAGAAGAAUUGCCUCGCGUGUCUACUUCAACUACCAAGGGCAAUACACCAUCUAAUUUGGUCAUUGAGGCUGCUGAUGUAGAUGAAAGUAAAUUUGAUUCCGGUCCUGACGAGUCAUCUGUCAUUGUCAUCCAGGCUGCUGUUAGGAGAUUCUUGGCCCAGAGAGAACUAAUGAGGCAUAAGAAAGCUGUGAAGUUGCAAGCUGCUGUACGAGGGCAUUUGGUUCGUUGUCGUGCUGCUGGAACUUUGCGGUGCAUUCAAUCCAUUAUUAAGAUGCAAGCUCUUGUUCGAGUCCGUCAUGCUAACACAUCUCUUGAAAAAACCUCUAUUGGAAGAAAGGCGGUAAAGGAUUCUAGAAACAAGACACACCCAACAUAUAUUUCUAUUGAGAAGUUGCUCAGUAACCGAUUUGCUAACCAGCUACUGGAAUCUACGCCACGGACCAAACAAAUCAAUAUCAAAUGUAAUCCAUCAAACGAUGAUUCAGCUUGGAAAUGGUUGGAAAGGUGGACAUCCGUGUCUUCUCCCCAAGUUACGGAGUCACACGCGUUAAAACACCAGCAGGACAACACCAUUGAUACCAAAAACCAGAUUGGAAAUAUGAAUUCUCGACAAAAUCCUGAAAAUGAAAGUAAGCAUAUGAAUACUGGACCUGAAGUGGGGCCCACUUCACUUCCCGCGAAACAUUCAUUGGAGGCUGAACAACCCAAGCGUCCUGCGAAAAGGGUCGCCACUGAACAAGCGGAUUCCGAGGGAAGGAAAUCUGCGUUUGGGUCUAGAAAGGCGAGUAAUCCAACGUUCAUCGCUGCGCAUUCAAAGUUCGAGGAGUUGACUUCUAAGAACAGCUCAUUCGCUUCAGUAGGCUCUUCCAGUCAGGAACACGUGGCGAAACUGAAACCCCAUACGAGUUCAAUCCAGCUGAAAAACGUUGAACCGAGGGAGUCGGUAGUUUAUGAAAGCUUAAAAGUCGGUCAAAGUCCAACUGUUGGCUCGGAAUGUGGAACCGAACUUUCCGUCACAUCUAUGCUUGAUUCACCAGAUCCGUCAGAGGUUGGAAAUGUCGAAAACAUUGAAAACGAAAAAGAAGCAAAAAGUUUGGAUAAAGAGGCUGAUGACGGUAUAAAAAGCAUUAGUGUUAAAGAACAUGCUCUCCUAAACACUGAGUUGACUCACUGCACAUCCGAUCUAUCAGAAAAAUACGAUUGCAACACUGAUAUAUCACAAGUGAAACAAUCACAUGAGGACAAAAGUUACGAAACCUCUAAUGCAGACAUCGAGACUCAUAUUCAUCAUCAAGCAUCUCCAAGAAGUCAUGUAAUAGCCCCAGAAACCGAAUCACAUGGAACACCUUCUAGCCAAAUAUCAACGAACAACAAGACUAAAACGGACAGGAAAACAUCCGGUCAAAAGUCAAAGCCAUGGUCAAACAGUACAAAGUCUCCGGUAAGUUCUGGUUUAAGAAACAGUUUGGACAAUUUACCUCGAGAGAGAAGAUCAGGGAACCGAAGGAAUUCAUUUGGUUCGCAAAGUUCGGAUCAGGAACCGAGAGAUAGCAGCAGCAGUAACUCUAUACCGAGUUACAUGCAAGUGACGGAAUCUGCAAGAGCAAAAGCACUUGCGAAUAGUUCUCCGAGAUCAAGUCCAGAUGUGCAAGUUAAGGAAAGUUAUUUGAAAAAGAGACACUCGUUGCCUGGUGCGGUGAAUAGCAAGCAUGAUUCACCGCGUGUCAUGCGAACCUCGCCCCAGGCACAACAGCCCACCAAGGGAAAUAAUAAUCCAGAGAGGAAAUGGCAGCGCUGAUGUGGCAUGCUUGUUCUCGUUUUUAUUCUCCUUGGUAGCAUGACUGCUUUGAUCCUUGGUUCUUUGUGCCAGAUUUUUUUACGUGACGGUUUGCUUUUGUAUUUGGUCAGUUUGUGGGUAACUAAUCUUAAUAGAGUUUUUAGUCCUUGGGUUAUAUCAAUCUAGUAUACAUUCAUUUACAUGUAACAUGUUAUUACUCUUUUUGACAUAUUUUAAGUUAGGGGGUGUUUGGAUUUAUUUAUUUA
Helianthus annuus (common sunflower) is the source of this 2519-nucleotide messenger RNA. Its product is annotated as protein IQ-DOMAIN 32. The transcript has 7 exons. Lineage: Eukaryota; Viridiplantae; Streptophyta; Magnoliopsida; Asterales; Asteraceae. Gene Ontology annotation, molecular function: protein binding. The record is from RefSeq and is a predicted model, not a curated record. Bases 256 to 2274 code for a protein of 672 amino acids.